GGAAGAACAAAACAAGCUCUCCAAAUUCCAAAGCCCUCUCUCUCUCUCUCUCUCUUCUCUCUCUCCUCUCUUUCUCUCUCUUCUGUGUUAGAAAAACUCGAAAAGCUCGAGUACUUGCUGCGCAGGCCCACACGCUGCAUCGUCACACCGUCAAACAACACAAGCCUCAAGACUCUCUCCCUCUCUCUCUCCCUCUCUCUCUGUCUCUCCACGGUGACCCAGAAACAUCAGCGAUGCCCUGAAGACGACGAUGGCGAGAGCGCGAGGCUUGAGCUUGGCCGGUCAUCAAUGGCCGCCGAUCGGAGCUCCUCACUACCACCACCACCACCACCACCACCACCCUCAGCACGACCCCAGCUCGCUGACGACGCCGCGCGACGGCGGCAGCGGCGGGAGCCAGUUCGAGUACGACUCCGUCAACGCGGUGUCCUUCGGCUUCGUGGCCACCGCCGUCCUCAUCUCCAUGUUCUUGGUCAUGGCCAUCUUCGAGAAGUUCCUCCGCCCCUCCCCGUCCCCGUCCCCCUCCCCACGCGACGGCGCUCGGCAGCGCGUGGAUCUCGAGCCCCGGGACCACGCCGGGAAACUCGGCCACCCGUCCCCUAAAAUGACCGUGUAUGAUGACGGAGUUUCGGUGCUCAUGCCCGGGGACGACGUCCCGUCGUACAUCGCCCACCCAGCUCCUGUGCCUUGUCCCCGGGAAAACAUCUUGUGGCCUUCUCACCGACGCAAUGCCCCAUCUUGAUCGCCGCCUCGCGAACUCGUUUGCUCGAUCACCACACGAUCUGUCACACGGGGUUUCAGCACCCAUUGCAUUGAGCCGUGAGGAUAUUGGGGCUUUUGAUUGUCAUUCUUGAGUCAAGAAUGAGAGAGUUUUCUUGGGGUCUUCUCUUUUAGUGAUGAGCUCCCUCAUUUUCUUUGUACAGAUCAUCAUAGAGUUUGCAAAUGAAGGCCGAAAGUGGGCUUAUUUUAGCCCCCCUUCUAGUUUAGCCAA
Messenger RNA from Syzygium oleosum, 991 nucleotides. RefSeq lists its product as uncharacterized. The record is from RefSeq and is a predicted model, not a curated record. The transcript has 2 exons. NCBI's taxonomy places the organism in Eukaryota, Viridiplantae, Streptophyta, Magnoliopsida, Myrtales, Myrtaceae. Bases 251 to 742 code for a protein of 163 amino acids.